Helobdella robusta is the source of this 849-nucleotide messenger RNA. RefSeq lists its product as hypothetical. The transcript is spliced from 8 exons. The coding region runs from base 1 to 849 and encodes 282 amino acids. The record is from RefSeq and is a predicted model, not a curated record. NCBI's taxonomy places the organism in Eukaryota, Metazoa, Annelida, Clitellata, Rhynchobdellida, Glossiphoniidae. Gene Ontology annotation, biological process: cytoskeleton-dependent cytokinesis. Gene Ontology annotation, cellular component: dynactin complex.
AUGAGUAAGACCAAAGUCGAACGAAACAGUACAAUACUCUGCACCGCAAUUGGCAAUCCGGUACCGUCAAAAUUUAAUUUCACGUGCUCCAAAGUCGACAACGAUGGUCGGACAUUCUCGAGCGAGUUACGCCAAACAAAGACCAAAGUCGCUUACCUGAGGAUAAAAUUCUACAAGAGUGGCGCCUACGAAUGCGUCUGUGUGGCAAGUGCCUCCAUAUACAUUAUAACUUUCGUGGCAAACUGGACGGGGAUCGUCACUGUCAACAGAGGUCAAUUGAAAGAAGUUGAGAAAAAAAUUUUUGGAAAAUUAAACCCUGAUGACGAAUACCUGAAGAUAACAGAAAGUAUAAAUUCUUUAAAUUCUCUGGUCAACACCACUGUGAUUGGAAAACCUGGUCUUGAGUCUCUCUUUGCUAGGAUUAAAGAGUUAGACAAGGAUUUAGAAUUCAGUCAUGUUGAGACCCAGGCACUUUCAAUGGAGACAAAGUUGAAUCUCAUAUUGCCAAUGAAAAAAAUACUGUUGGAGCAAGCAUCUGCAUUGGAAAAAGUUGAAUCAAUGUGUGAUGUUCUAGGCAGUGAACACAUCAAAGGCUUGCAGAGUUCCUUGUACUCACUGAGCAAGAUCCAUCUCCAACAAGAGGAGCAAGUUGAUCAACUCAGCCAAGACACAACUGCACUGAUUUCUCACUACAACUCAUUAAUCAGCUUGUUAUCAUUACAAUUUACAAGAUGGAACAACAGCCUGUUGCAACUGGAAGCACUAUGUGAUGAAGAUAGGGAGAAAGGAGAAGAAAUUAAGGAUGAAUACGUUGAUGGUGGUGAUGAGAAUGAAGGAAAGCUUGAAUGA